CGGCGGCAGGAGCGGAGCGGGACCGGGGAUCGCGAUAGCGCCGCGAUACCUCCGCGAUAUACCCGCUAUAGCCGCUCUCGGGAUUAUUGCUCUUGGAGUUUGCCUUCUUCUUCUGCGGAUUACGAUUGCACCAUGACCCUGGAGGAGCUGGUGCCUUGCGAUAGCAGCAAGAUGCAGGCGGUGAGCGAGGCGGUGGAGCGGGUGCUGGUGGCGGCGCAGCGGCAGGACCGCCUCACCGUGGGGGUCUACGAGUCGGCCAAGCUGAUGAAUGUGGACCCGGACAGCGUGGUGCUGUGUGUGCUGGCCACCGACGAGGAGGACGAAGGCGACAUCGCCCUGCAGAUCCACUUCACGCUCAUCCAGGCGUUCUGCUGCGACAACGACAUCCACAUCCUGCGCGUGUCGGGCAUGCAGCGCCUCGCUGCCAUCCUGGGCGAGCCCGAGGCGGACUCCGAGCCCCGCGACCUGCACUGCCUGCUCGUCACGAACCCGCACACGGACGCCUGGAAGAGCCAGGGGCUGGCGGAGGUGGCGAGUUACUGCGCCGAGAGUCGCGACAGGAACCAGUGGGUGCCGUUCGUGUGUCUGCAGGAGCGCUGAGCCCUUCCCGGCCCCUUCCCGGCCUGGACUUGAAGGAUAAAAACCCUUAAUAAAAAACCUAAACAGCAGGAAAAAAACAAAAAAAGAAGGAGAAACAGCCAGUUCCAACCCACAACGCCCCAAAACCCACCGAUUUUAUUUUUCUUUUGAACCGGAGAGGAGGAAGGGAGAGCGCGGCGGCUGCGGUGGGAAUGGAGGGAGCCGGGCCGAGCCCGGCGGGGGACACUGGACACUGGCCGGAGCCGGGUGGACACUGGCCGGAGCCGGGUGGACACUGGACACUGGCCGGAGCCGGAUGGACACUGGACACUGGCCGGAGCCGGGUGGACACUGGCCGGAGCCGGGUGGACACUGGCCGGAGCCGGAUGGACACUGGACACUGGCCGGAGCCGGGUGGACACUGGACACUGGCCGGAGCCGCCGGCCGAGGAGUCGUGCUGGAGCUGGGCAGCCCCGGGCGGGCGCUGCGGAGCGCGGGGGUGACCCCGGAGCUGGAAACUGUCGCGAUUUUUGGCAGCUGGGACCCGAAGGAGGCGAGGACUGCAGAAAGCUGGAUUUUUGAUUUUUAAUUUUUAAUUUUUUUUUUUUUUUUUUUUUGUGCAAAAACUGCUUUUUCCUAAGGAAUUAUGGACAUCUGCACGGAUGGACCUGCACCCUCCGGGUGCUGCUUUUGCACUUGGAGACCCUGAGCUGAACCUUUUCCAGAGUUUAUUCUUCUACCGAGCAGGAAUUAAAUUUAUUUGCAAUAAAAUGUCUGACGUUUA
Messenger RNA from Agelaius phoeniceus (red-winged blackbird), 1364 nucleotides. RefSeq names its product growth arrest and DNA damage inducible beta (gene GADD45B). Gene Ontology annotation, biological process: regulation of cell cycle. The record is from RefSeq and is a predicted model, not a curated record. Gene Ontology annotation, cellular component: cytoplasm; nucleus. NCBI's taxonomy places the organism in Eukaryota, Metazoa, Chordata, Aves, Passeriformes, Icteridae.